AUGGUGCCAAUCUCAGCCGAGUUUGCCGUUGGGAGAAAUGGCAACAAAACUACAUCUGGUUCCAUCCCACCAUGGCUUCAGGGGGCACUUUUGCGCAAUGGCCCUGGUCGGUUCUCAGUUGGAGACGCUUCAUACAAGCACUGGUUUGAUGGAAUGGCAUUCAUCCACAGUUUCACCUUUAAUUCAGGUGAUGUAUUUUAUAGGAGUAAAUUCUUCAAGAAUGAAACAUACAAAAAGAACGCAGUUGCCAACAGAAUUGUUGUGUCUGAAUUUGGAUCCAUGGUCUUCCCAGAUCCUUGCAAGAAUAUUUUUGCAAAAACCUUCAGUCAUCUGCAGAACACCUUCCCAGAUUUCACCGAUAAUAAUCUCAUUAACAUCAUAAGAUAUGUUGCGGCUUAUUACGCAUCAUCAGAGGUGAAAUGCAUCAACCAGAUUGACACAAUAACUCUUGACACAUUAGGAAGAACUAACUACAGAAACCAUAUCGCCUUGAACGUAGCAACUGCACAUCCUCACUACGAUGCCGAUGGGAACACGCACAACAUGGGCACUGCCAUUAUGAGCUUCGGCAGACCAAAAUAUGUUAUUUUUAAGGUGCCUGCCAGUGCCUCAGAUAAAGGGAAGAAGCCAGCCCUGAGUGAGGUGGAGCAAAUUUGCUCCAUUCCUACAAAUGUUAUAAAUAAAUGUAUGAAUGUGAUCCAUCUGGUCAAUAGGAAAACUGGGAAAACUGUGAGCACAAUGUACAUUACAGAUGCAUUUGCGGUAUUCCAUCACAUCAAUGCCUAUGAGGAGGAUGGCCAUGUUGUCUUUGACUUGAUCACAUACCAGGACAGCAAUCUGUACGAUAUGUUUUAUUUAAAAAACAUGAAGCAAGAUGUUGACAAGUUCAUGUAUACAAACAAGGACUACUCUCAACCAACGUGCCAGUGGUUUGUCCUCCCUGUCAAUAUAGGGAAGGUAAAAAAUGGCAUAUAA
Molecule: messenger RNA, 975 nt
Organism: Xyrauchen texanus (razorback sucker)
Lineage: Eukaryota; Metazoa; Chordata; Actinopteri; Cypriniformes; Catostomidae
Product: beta,beta-carotene 15,15'-dioxygenase-like
Exons: 6
Coding region: 1-975 (324 amino acids)
Biological process (GO): carotene catabolic process; retinal metabolic process
Molecular function (GO): beta-carotene 15,15'-dioxygenase activity; carotenoid dioxygenase activity
Source: RefSeq, a predicted model, not a curated record